Messenger RNA from Durusdinium trenchii, 3420 nucleotides. Lineage: Eukaryota; Dinophyceae; Suessiales; Symbiodiniaceae. The record is from the annotation of a GenBank genome assembly.
AUGACUGCGGUGUCGAUCGAGCACGAUCCGCCUGUGAAUUCAGAUACUUUGCUUUACAAGAUCCUCGUGGAGCUGGGAUUGCCCAGAGACCAAGCAGAGGCUGUGGCCCGGAUGCCCUGCAGCGCCAAACGUUUCUACUGCGAUGAUCAGGGAGAACUCACAGAAAUCACUCUGCAACAUUUGGAUCUUCGGGGGCGUAUCCCCAAAGAGCUUGGUGCCUUGCGGUUUCUUCGCCAACUAAACCUCCAAGUGAACCAGCUGAAAGGCCAGAUCCCAAAACAGCUGGGUCAGUUGAAGUUCUUGGAAGUUCUUGGCCUGGCAUCGAACCAGCUAGAUGGCCGGAUUCCCGAAGAACUUGGGCUACUUGAGAACCUGGAGUGGCUUCAACUGGAACACAACCAGCUCAAUGGCCCCAUUCCGAGGGAGCUGAGCCAGCUGCAUUCGUUACGAGGGCUGCACUUGCAUCAGAAUCAGCUCGCAGGAUCUAUCCCUAAAGAGCUUGGCCACUUAACAACAUUGGAGGAGUUGCACCUUUCGCAAAAUCAACUGACGGGCCAAAUCCCGACAGAGCUUGGCCAACUUCAGGGUCUUUCUGUGCUAGAUCUGGCGGAGAACCAGCUUCAGGGCAGCAUUCCCAAAGAGCUUGGCCAGCUACAGAAAUUGAGGAGUCUUUUCGUCUACAAGAAUUCUUUGGAAGGACUUCCCACAGAACUUGGUCAGUUGCGCAACUUGAUUUCUCUCCACCUUGCCCAGAACCAGAUUCGAGGCCACAUCCCCAAAGAGCUCGGCCAGCUCCGAUUGCUGAAAAAGCUUGACCUUUCUGAGAACGCGCUGAGUGGUGAAAUUCCCCAGGAGCUUAGCCAACUGGACUUGAGAAUUCUCGAUCUUUCUCGAAACCAGUUGAGCGGAGGCAUUGCAUUUCUUUGGAAUACCAUUUGCAGCCUUACGGUUUUUGAUAUUAGCCACAACGCUCUUAGUGGGGAGCUCAACAUGGAAGUGUCUGAGACUGGGCAGUCAUGUCAGAAGCUCCGACACAUGGAUUUGAGCCACAACAAGUUUCGUGGGAGUCUCUCCAAACUUGUAGAUAUCUUUUGCAAGUUGAGCCCCAUCGGUGGAUCGUUGCAAGAGCUUCGUCUCAACCACAACGAGCUCAUUGGUGAAAUACCACAGUGUUUGAUGCAAUUCCGCCAUUUGACUCUUCUUGCACUCAACAACAAUCGUUUACAAGGGUCCCUUCCUGAAGUGCAUGCUCCGGAGCUAGUGGUGCUGGCUUUGCACAAGAAUGAGUUGUCUGGUAAGCUUCCCAGUAGCUUUCACACGCUGAGGCAUCUUGGAGUGUUGACCCUGCAUGAGAAUUCCAUCGGGGGCUCCAUCAGCGACAUUCGCUUGAAUGUGACGUGCAUGGAUAACUCCAAGUUCGCGCUGGGCCAGAUGGGCUGUGGUGAAAUCUCGCUAACAACGAGAGGGAACCCAUGGUUCAACUUCACAGAGAAUGAGCUACAGCAAAUCAGGAGCAACUGUCCUACUUUGACUGGAUGCCCUAGACAUGGAACGGCCAACCUGACUCUGCACCGGAAUCGUUUCUCGUGCGCAGUACCCGAACGUGUCGACAAUGUCACGGUGACGGGUCUUGUGGUUAUGGGCAACAUGCUGGGAUCUGGCUACGAGCUCGCUUCAUCUUGGAUACUUCCAGAAGAGAAACAAUCCUUCCUUUACUACUCCCAUGAGGUUUGGCAAUCCAAUUGGCAUGUUCUCUGUGGAUUUCUGCUUCUUCUGCUUCUUGCGGCUGUCUGUCGACCACGACAGAGGCUGCAGAAGACCUUAAGAAGUUUGGAGGUUUCGACGACGGCUCCGGUGGCGUCUGCGAACUUCGGGUUGUUGAAAACAGCGCAAGCCACGCUUUUGCUUGCCACUCCGCUUCUUUUCAUUUAUUUGUGCAGCGAAAGCUACUAUGACUGCAGUCCUCCCUUGUGGCAAACGACCUCUGCAAAUCUCCAAGCAGAGCCUUUGGCAGACUUUUGUGUCAUAGCCUGUUGGUGCGCAAUGCUUGUGCUGUUUCGCACAAUCAUUGCCAGCAUGCCAGCCAGCCGGAGGGUCCAGAGCGAGAGAUAUGGGAGCAUGGGUGGAUUUACCUGGGCCUAUCUCUUUUUGCGAGCUCGGAGAUUUCUGGUGUGGCUGCUCUGGUUUGGUGUUGUAACGGUUUUCUCUUUGCCAUCGGUGUUGUAUGCGUUUGCCAACUCCUUGCCCGCGCACAACACGUCUGGCAUCAAUGAUGCGAUGCUGAAUUUCAUCCACAGAACUGCGCCUGUCCUCACGGUGUUGAUCGACAUGGUCCUGGUCGUGAGAAUAUCAACCAAGUACUCAAGGCUAACCGGAAUCAAGGCAGAUCGAUUGGUGAUGACGUUUCGCUUGUUUGCCGCUUGGCUGCUGCCGCUGCUCAUCACCGUCAUCUUGGAUGAGAACUGCAUUUCUGGAUGGAAGUGGACGUGGACGGUUUGCCAAGCAGAAUCUGCACAACACCGGAUUUUUGAUUGGACCAUCUACAAUGAAGAGAUCCUGAACACGCAACGCGAUAUUUGCAAUCUGAGCGAGACUUGGUGGUCGGACGGCCGCUGCAGCCGUGCCAUCGUGGGGAAUUUGACGCCUUUCUUGCUCAAGAAGCUGCUCACGCGAAGCUUUCUGCAGCCGCUCAUCUUGCUGUCGCUCUGGCGCCUUUCGCGCCUGGAAGAUCGACGCGACGGCUCCAAAGGACGUCAUCUUCGAUUUCUUGGAGGUCCCAAAGGCCAUCCUCUACAACUCCUCGGUGUGGGUCGUCGCACGAGCGGAUCGCUGGUGCCCUUGCAGCAAAUGCCCUUCCUGACGACCCUGAUGGAAUUGCUGAUGUUUUGGACGCCCUUUGUGCCAUUGCUGAGCCUGGGCGUCCUCAGUGCCAGCACCGUGAACAUGCUCAUCUUCGACCUGGGCGUGUGGCAUUUCAGGGUGCAACUUCCAGACGACGAGGUGAACCGCGCUGCCGGGCUGUCCGGAUCAUAUUUGAGCUUUGCACAGAUUGCUGGGAGCAGCCUCCAGCUGUGGCAUGCCUUCAGCAGCAACAUGCAUGGGAGGUACAUGCUGCUGACCUUCAAUGUUCUGGUCAUAAACCCAUGGGCGAAAUGCUUUUUGCCUCUCGAGCGGGCGAGGAAGCUGUUUUGGGAGCCCCUGAGCCGAGUGCAGGAGAUGGUCAUUGAGAUUCCUCAAGCUGGUGAAGCUCAGGUGCCGGGAGAAGCGGAAAGCAUACUUAUGAAGAACAUGGAAAAAACAGAACAUCUGGACAUUGUUUUCAGACCAGUUCUUGAGUUUCAUCUUUUUGGUCCUUUGUCUAGCGGUUUCCAUGUUUCUUUACAUAAUGUUACACACUUUAACUUUAAUCAUUGCAGGUAG